Molecule: messenger RNA, 5874 nt
Organism: Dama dama (fallow deer)
Lineage: Eukaryota; Metazoa; Chordata; Mammalia; Artiodactyla; Cervidae
Gene: KCNMB1
Product: potassium calcium-activated channel subfamily M regulatory beta subunit 1
Exons: 4
Coding region: 392-967 (191 amino acids)
Biological process (GO): potassium ion transport; detection of calcium ion
Cellular component (GO): voltage-gated potassium channel complex; membrane
Molecular function (GO): calcium-activated potassium channel activity; potassium channel regulator activity
Source: RefSeq, a predicted model, not a curated record
UUAAGUGAAGAAGAAAUGUCUCCAAAUAUACCGAGAUGGUCUUUCCUGGCUGCUCAGAUUUGAUGUCUGUGGUUUGAAGCCUGUUGCCCAGUAGAUUCUGGGAAUCGCAGGGCAGGGGCCUGGGUAAUAGCUGCCAGCCCCUGGGCUGGGUACCUGCCCUCUCAAGCUUGUGUCCUGGGGCUGUGUGCUCAGACCUGACCAUGUUUGGGCAUGGAGGCCCGUCUCAGACGAGAACCAAAGGCCGCUUCCCCAGAGACGGGCUGGGAGCCCAAACUUCCUGCUGCAGCUCAGGCAGCCUCUCUGGGGUGGGGGCUGGGGACCAGGCAGAAAAGGGUCUGCCGAAGACUCGCAGGGCACCCAGGAGACUAAAUGUCUGCUGUCCCCAGUGGCCAUGGGAAAGAAGCUGGUGAUGGCCCAGAAGCGGGGAGAGACUCGAGCCCUCUGCCUGGGAGUGGCCAUGGUAGUGGGCGCAGUCAUCACCUACUACAUCCUAGGCACAACUGUGCUGCCCCUCUAUCAGAAAAGCGUGUGGACCCAGGAAUCCACGUGUCACCUGAUUGAGACCAACAUCAGGGACCAGGAGGAGCUGGAGGGCAAGAGGGUGCCCCAGUACCCAUGCCUGUGGGUCAACGUGUCAGCCGUGGGCCGCUGGGCCGUGCUGUACCACACGGAGGACACCCGGGACCAGAACCAGCAGUGCUCCUACAUCCCAAGCAGCCUGGACAACUACCAAGUGGCCCGGGCUGACGUGGAGAAGGUCAGAGCCAGGUUCCACGAGCACCAGGACUUCUUCUGCUUCGCCACGACUCGGGAGAACGAGAGCAGCGUCCUGUACCGGCGCCUCUAUGGGCCCCAGAGCCUCCUCUUCUCGCUCUUCUGGCCCACCUUCCUGCUGACCGGCGGCCUGCUCAUUAUCAUCAUGGUGAAGAUCAACCAGUCCCUGUCCAUCCUGGCAGCCCAGAGGUAGAUCCACGCGCGCCCCGUCACCUCUCGGGCCACAGGGGCCUGGAUGGACCCCGGGGCCGCUCCCGCUUGGGUCCCAUGCUCCCUCUGCUGCCUUCGCUCCCUCACCCUCCAGUGCUCUGCCUUCUGCUGCACAGAUGGCCUUCAGGAAAUCCCUUAGUUAAGUCAUUUCCUGCUCAAGACUGUUCAGUGGCUCCUCAGGACCCAGGGGAACUGAAGGUCAACCGUGAUGGUUCUCCAUCGCUGACCCCACUCAACUGACUCCAAUCUGUUUUCUGCGGUUCCACUGUCCACUGGACUGAUGCCAAUGGUUCUUACUUCUGUGCCUGCGUCUCGGAGGUUGUCUCAAAGACCUGCUGGUCCCUCCUAGGAAGCGCUCCCUGACAAGCCUCCAUUCCUUCUUUGAAUUCCAAAGUGAAAACAACAGCACAUUCAUUAGUGGGACAUUGCUUGUUUUCAGCAUUCUCAGAUCUGUAUACUUUCUCAUGCCAAUAUUAACAAAUAUAGGGACAAACUUCCAGUCUUAAACUCAUGGGGAUAUAACUACAACAUGGUGACAAUAAUUAGUAAUACUUUCCUGCAUAUUUGAAAGUUGCUAAGAGAGUAGAUCUUAAAAGCUCUCAUCAUAAGAAAAAAAACUGUCGCGAUGUGUGGAGAUGGAUGUUAACUAGAACCUUUUGUGGUGAUGAUUUUGUAAUACAUACAGAUAUUGAAUCAUUUUGUUACACACUUGAAAACUAAUAUAAUCUUAUAUAUUGAUUAUACCUCAAAAAAUCAAAUAUAUACAAAACAUAUAGGCUAUAAGGAAAUGAUACUAACAUACAUAAAAAACUUUAACAGUGGGAUUUAUUAAUUGUAAUUUUCUUCCUUCCUUUUAUUUUUUGUACUUUUUAAAAUUUUCAACAAUAGAAAGGCUUGGUUUCACUGUGUUUAUUUUUAAUCAGGACAGUAACAGCAGAUGUAAUUUUGGGAAAAAGUUUGAAGGGGUGAUCUCCCCAUCACCAAGCAGGUGGAAGUGACCUAGGGGAUAGGUUGAACUCCAAUCAGACACAGGCUUUUUUUUUUUAAUAUUUACUUUUAAUUGGAGGAUAAUUGCUUUAUAGUGUUGUGUUGGUUUCUGCCAUAUAUCACCAUGAAUCAGCCAUAGGUGUACCUAAGGCACAGACUUUUGAGAACACACAAAUUUAAGAAUCCUGAAUAGAGGGGAGGCAAACACAGAGAUGGGGAUUGAUGAUUUUCCGCGUGGAUUAAAUACAAGGCACCUGGGACUGCCCUGGUGGCUCAAUAGUGGUUAAGCAAUGUCAAAGCAGGAGACACAGUUUCGAUCCCUGGUAUGUGAAGAUUCCUUAUGCUGCUGGGCAACUGAACCUGUUCACCACAACCACUGAGGCCACUUUCUAGAGCCCAUAAGCCACUCAGCCCAGGGGCUAAAGCCGGUGCUCACAACCAGAGAAGCCACGGCAACAAGAAGCCCACGCAGCACCAGAGAGGAUCACCCACUCGUUACAACUAAAGACGUCCACGCACAGAGAUGAAGACCCAGAGCAGCCAAAAAAAAAAUACAGGGCGCUGACCCUGCAGGGGGAGCCAGUCUCAGACUCGGGAAGGGGUAACUGGGGGCAGCUGUCGUAGAUCCACCACCACUCCAAAGCUUGUGCUAGAGCAGGCUGUCUCAAAGUGUGGUCCCUGCACCAGCGUUCUUGGCGGCUUGUGAGAAAGGCACAUUCCAGGCCCCCCGCCCGACCCACUGAGCCAGGAGCCACAAGGCGCGGGUGGGGAGUGGCUGGUGGGGUCCCCAGGGGCCGGGCAGCACUCUGCGUUUUAGCAGCGGCUGCAGGGGACUCUGUUGUGUGCUUGAGCAUGGGAACCACUGGUGCAGAGAACCACGGUCCUGUCCCCGGACUUUGGGGAACGAAUCAACGCCUUUUUCAGGUCAAGUCCUCAGCUGGACUUGAAGUUAGGCUGGCGUCUCUGAAAGUCCUCCUGGAGCUGUGAGUCCAGGUGCAGCCCUGGGAGUGAGUCCUGCCUCCACUUCCACCAGACGCAUCUCUCUCUUUCUCAGUUGUUUCAUCUAUAAAAGAAAGAAUCCCCCUUUUGGGCGGUUGGGAGAGCUGAAUGAGGGCUUGACACAUACUAGGUGGUCAAAAUGGAGGCUGUUCUUAGUAACGAUAAUAAGGAAUGAAUAUUCAAAAACUUCCAGAGGAAAUUAUACCAACACUAAUGUUAACUAGCAUUUUUUGCUGCUUAUUUAUUCCAUGCUGGGCACAAUGCUAAGAAGUUUGCCUCAUAAAAAUUCAGUGAGUAUUACUGAACCCACCUCAUAGGUAAGGAGAAGCAACAUAGGAUAGAGGUUAUAUGUGUGGACUGGCUUCAGAUAAUUAUUCAACUGUAUUAUUCCCUAGCUGUGUGGCUUUGGGCAAAUAACCUUUCUCUGCCUCAAUUUCCUCACUUGCAACAUAAGAACUAAUAAUAAUAUUUCCCAUUUGAGGGUUGUUAGUGUUAAAUGAGUUAUUGUAUAAUGUUCCUAGAAGAGUGACUGACACACGGUGAGUGCUGUAUAUUAUGAAAAACUGAGGCUCUAAGAGGUCAUUGGCCAAGGUCAACCAGAUAGUUAGUGAGGAACGGGGACUUGAGCCCUGAGCUGUGUGAUUCCAGAGCCUGGUCUGUGAUUCUUGAGCUGACUCAGUCACCGGAAGCCCCAGGGUCCAGGUAAGGAACAGCGUUGCAUCCUGGGAACCCCAAGGUGUUCUGACGCAAGUCAGGGAUCUGGGAGGAGGGGCACCUGGAAUCUGUACCCACACCUGUAGUUUGCAGCCAGGGGUCCCUGAUGUAGCUUCUCACCCGCCAGGUUCUUACUAGAGACGAUCCUUCCAAGGGGGAGUAACGCCCCACUCCCUGGAGCUUCUUCCUUCUGGGCUUGGGGACAUCUUAAGAGUCCCCUGAAUCUAGGAAGUCUUGUUGGGAUAUUGUCUUAUAGUUUGGUAAGAUAUUUUCUUUGGAGGAAAUUAGGUAAAGGUACAUAGGAUCUAUCUGUGUGUUUCUUUACACCUGCAUGGGAAUCUACAAUUCCCCCCAAAUUUAAGUUUAAUUUUUAAAAAAGAAAGAGUAUCCCCAUCAUGAAUCUCAUUUAUAGGGGUUUCUUUGCCUAUGGUUUUCAUGCACCUGCAUUGGGGCUGAAAUACACCAAAAUACAGACUAUCCCAACAGCCCAUAGAGGGGAAAAGACCACCACCCUCUAGCAAAAAGUACCUGGGGAUGCCCAGCCCUCACUGCCCCAUGCAUUAUUAACAGUGAACUUCCUUUGCUUAAGACAAAUGCCUUCUUCCUGUCAAUGGAGUUUGGCCUACUUCUAUCAAAUCCCAUACAUGCCUGCUGUUCACAGAACUUCAAGCCCAAGAAGAGCAUGAACUAAUGGGCAUUUAAGCAUGGUGGAGUCAGACAUGGCGGAAAAAUGUUUCUGGAAUAAGGGCUGCCUGGGGGCAGAGAGCCCUCACAGUUCUUUAAAAAAACACUCUACUAAUAAAGUCUAGUGCUGGCACUGCUUUGCCUUUUCUCUCACGGGCCAGUGAGUCACACCUGGAGAGGUGUACCUGGAUCACUCGCCCAGAACUCAGAUGGCUUGGUGGAGAUCAGUGGCAAGAGGACAGAGAGAGGCAGAGAUGAAGCAGACACAGUGCCUGCCCUCAGGAGCUGGUCAUCCUGUUGCCCUUUCUCCCUCCUUUCCCACCAUUAUCAAGCGCUUCCUUCUCCACAGUGAAGAACCUGAUCUAUGCAAAUUCAAAAUAAUGCAAUGAAAAAUAUUGCUAAAACUUCAAUUUUUAUGACUUCCUGAAAUAAUGCUAGCCUCCCCCACCCCCAUCAACAAUUCACCUAAAAUUCCUCCUAAUUUCAAAACUCCUUGGGUGUGCAGGUUGUAGACUGCAUUCACUCUAUUGCUAAUUGGCAGCACAGGCUGGUGCAUAAGAAUAGCCAACAUCUUUUGCAUUUAGAGAAAUUUGAAUUAUAUGACAUACUUGCAAAGAUACUAUUUGAUCACAGUGCAGCUAUCUUAUACCUCAUCAGCCACUGCCCUUUCAUAUGUAGGGAAAAGAGACCAAAUCAAAAUCAGAAAGGCAUGAAGAAAUUCACCAUGGUCUAGGGUGAUUGUUCUUUAAAAAAAAAUUUUUUUUUAAAUGUGAAUGAUUUGUUAAGUAUUUAUUGAGUUUGUCACAACAUAUUUCUGUUUUUUAAAAAAUAUAUUUUUGGAAUUGAUAGACCCCAAAUGCUGCUUCUAGAGAGGAGGCAAGGUAUUUGAGGAUGUGCAAAUCUAUAAUGUUCAUAUGAAGCAAAUGUGACAAAAUGUUAACACAUGAGUUUUGAGGGGUGCUUUCUGAGGAGCACAUAGGUGUUUUGUAUUAUUUGCUCUAUUUUUCUGUGUACAAAAGCUUUCUCUAAAAUACAAGAGUGAAUGGAAACAAAAAUAUUUUUGGUUUUUUGGCCAUGUGGCAUGUGGGAUCUUAGCUUCCCGACCAAGGAUUGAACCCUCAACCCCUGCAUUGGAAGGAGGAGUCUUAACCCCUGGACCACCAGGGAAGUCCCUAGGGUAAUGGUUCUCAAAGUGGAGGCCUGCAAGGUCAAAAUUAUUUUCAUAAUAAUAUUUACAUACUGCCCGCUUUUAUCACUCUCAAUCUCACCAACACACGUGGAAUUUUUCAGAGCUUAUGUGACAUGUGAUAUCACAAAAGACUGAACGCAGACAUGAGAAAUCUGUUGUCUAUUAAGCUGAACAUUAAAGCAAUUUGCAAAAAAGGAAAACAAUGCACCCUUUCUCAAUACUUUUUUGAAAAUGUAAUUAUUUCGCACAAAAUAUAAUCUUUUGUUAACAUGUAAUGGAUCUAUCAUUUGUUUUAAAAUAAAUUCAUUUAAAUGAAA